CCACUACACGACUCAAGCAUGGCUCGCGGUCUUCAGAAGGAACAGGCACAGGCCAAGUCGCGCGAGAAGAUGGCAAAGGCCGCCGGCGGCAAGUCGCAGCUCUCGACCCGUGCUGCUGGCCUCAAGAUCUCGUGCCCGGCGUGCAAGGCCCCGAUGUCCGACUACAAGAACUUCAAGGACCACUUCGAGGCCAAGCACCCCAAGCUCCCGCUCCCGGCCGAGGGCUCUGUGCUUCCCGCAUGAGCGCGAGACGGGUCUCGAGACGCUCGAGAAGGAGGAGGAGGAGGGCGGGGGAGGGCGAUGGUGUUGUCCCCGGGUGUACUGUUACCGCAUCGCAUCGACUCG
This is a messenger RNA of Rhodotorula graminis WP1, 345 nucleotides long. RefSeq lists its product as uncharacterized. NCBI's taxonomy places the organism in Eukaryota, Fungi, Basidiomycota, Microbotryomycetes, Sporidiobolales, Sporidiobolaceae. The transcript is spliced from 4 exons. The record is from RefSeq and is a predicted model, not a curated record. The coding region runs from base 19 to 243 and encodes 74 amino acids.